GGACGGGACAGACGUUUUGCGCCCCCGUUUCGCCGGUUAAACUAUCCAAGAGCCACAUAGAGAUGGAGAAGAGGUUCAAAGUGUGGGUUUACAAAGAAGGGGAGCCGCCUCUAGCGCAUUUGGGGCCAUUGAACAACAUCUACGGCAUCGAGGGCCAAUUCAUGGACGAGAUCGAGACCGGUUCGAGCCCGUUCCUCGCCAGCCAGCCCGACCAGGCUCACGCCUUCUUCGUGCCGGUCAGUGUGGCCAACAUCGUUCACUACCUUUACCACCCGCUCGUGACCUACUCCAGAGACCAGCUCCACCACGUGGUUCUUGAUUACAUCGAUACCGUGUCCAGCAAGUAUCCUUUCUGGAACCGAACCGACGGCGCCGACCAUUUCUUGGUUUCUUGCCAUGAUUGGGCACCAGACGUAUCAGGAGCAGAUCCAAAGCGUAUGAAGAACUUAAUAAGAGUGCUAUGCAACGCCAAUACAUCCGAAGGGUUCGAACCUCGACGGGAUAUAUCGAUCCCCGAGAUCAACAUUCCGCCCGGAAAGCUCGGCCCUCCUCGGGUUUCCCUCCCGACCCGAGAACGCGAUAUUCUCGCCUUUUUCGCUGGAGGUUCACACGGAUACAUCCGGAAAAUCCUCCUCGAACAUUGGAAAGACAAAGACGAAGAAAUACAAGUCCACGAGUACUUACCGAAAGGCAGAAAUUACUUCAAACUCAUGGCAAGAACACGGUUUUGUCUCUGUCCUAGCGGCUACGAAGUUGCGAGCCCUCGUGUCGUCGAGGCAAUACAGUUAGGUUGCGUUCCCGUCAUCAUAUCCGACCAUUACUCGUUACCCUUUAGCGACGUGCUCGACUGGAGCAAGUUUACGGUCCAUAUUCCGUCUGAGAAGAUUCCCGAGAUCAAGACGAUACUGAAGAGCGUUUCUUGGAGACGGUAUCUGGUGUUGCGGAGAAGGGUUCUGCAGGUUCAGAGGCAUUUUGUAUUGAACCGACCUUCGGUACCUUACGAUAUGAUUCAUAUGCUGCUUCAUUCCGUUUGGUUGAGGAGGCUGAACUUUAUGAUUCCUUCAUGAUAUAUGUAUAUAUAUAACUUUGCAGUUCUUGUUUUGUGGCAAAUGAUAGCGAGUAUCGAUAUAAAAUUGGUCGAAAAUGUGCGGUUUGAUCUUCCAACGAAAGGAUAAAUCGGUAGAACUUUGGUUUUGACUGAAAUGCAAUCUGAUUCUGACACAUCUUUGUUUUUCCGGCAAGAAUUCAGACAAAAACUCGAGUUUGAUGGAAAUGAAGACAGAAAUCGCGAAAUGUACAGCGAACAGGAACCAGAGACACUGAUGAUCUAAAA
Messenger RNA from Tarenaya hassleriana, 1333 nucleotides. Its product is annotated as probable glycosyltransferase At5g20260. The record is from RefSeq and is a predicted model, not a curated record. The coding region runs from base 63 to 1067 and encodes 334 amino acids. Gene Ontology annotation, molecular function: glycosyltransferase activity. Lineage: Eukaryota; Viridiplantae; Streptophyta; Magnoliopsida; Brassicales; Cleomaceae. The transcript has 3 exons.